AUGGAGAACAUUCGAGCAAAGAUCAAGCGCCGUCUCAGCCACAAAGACAAAGAAGUCAACUUCGACGAGCAUGAUUCAGCCGACGAGGAAACCAUGGACUAUGUCACCAAAGAGGCCGAUGACGCAGAGAGAGAUGGACACGACGCCGGCAAGCCGGGGAGCUUCUUGAACCGACUGAUUCUGCAUGGCAACAAAAAGACCGAAGAUCAACUCGCUCGUGAAAUGGCAGCUUCUAACCCAUCGGCGGGCGCCGACAAACACAUUACUCAACAAUGA
Fonsecaea erecta is the source of this 276-nucleotide messenger RNA. RefSeq lists its product as hypothetical. Lineage: Eukaryota; Fungi; Ascomycota; Eurotiomycetes; Chaetothyriales; Herpotrichiellaceae. The record is from RefSeq and is a predicted model, not a curated record. The transcript is spliced from 2 exons. The coding region runs from base 1 to 276 and encodes 91 amino acids.